AUGAUAAUAAUAAUAAUUAUACAUAAUACAAUUCUCCAAAACCCCACCACCAGAAAUAUGGACUAUAGACAAAUUAUUAAAACUUCUAAACUAUUUCAAGAUAUAAGUUUAUCUUUGGAAAAUUUACAAAUAUCAACUAUCAGAUGCUUGGCUUUGGGCUCACCUUCUGAAAGCAAGAAUGCAAGGUUCCAGCUAGCCUUAUUAAUUGAAUUGCAGCAUUUAUUUGAUGCAGAGGUUUCCUUAUAUGAUCCUGUUUUCAAUGAAAAAGAUUGUGAGAUACUCAAAGAUUUUACAAUUGAGAAAGAAUUCAGUAGCGACAGCUCUAAAACUUUAUAUUUUCUUCCACAUGCAUCCUUGGAAUUAACUGAGGAAGUGCUAAAUACCCAUCAACCAAAGCAUUUUCUUGCCAACGACGUGAUAGCUCAUACUGACAGAUUGACCAAGAAAAAACUCGCAGAUAACUAUCCCACUCUUUCUAUAAUCGUACAUCUUUUAGGGGAAAAUAAAGUAGACGAUGGAUUUACACGGGUUUCCCGAAAGAGAUUUAAAGAACCAGUGAUAGCCUAUGACAUUGAUUCAGUGUAUUUCGACAAAGUACAGAUUUCUCGAUACCUACACACCAAUAAAAAUGACGCAUGGGGUACUUCUUUUAGUGAUUUGGCAUACCAUCAUAUUUGUUAA
This is a messenger RNA of Candida dubliniensis CD36, 681 nucleotides long. RefSeq lists its product as uncharacterized. The record is from RefSeq and is a predicted model, not a curated record. Gene Ontology annotation, biological process: microtubule-based process. Lineage: Eukaryota; Fungi; Ascomycota; Pichiomycetes; Serinales; Debaryomycetaceae. Bases 1 to 681 code for a protein of 226 amino acids. Gene Ontology annotation, cellular component: nucleus; cytoplasm. The transcript has a single exon.